GAUUUAAUUUUUCAAUAGUUUCUUGGUAAAAAUCCCUUCUUCUACUCGUUGAGUCGUCUUACUUUCAUAACUCGUGACCGUGACUCCGUGAAUUGAAUCAGCAUUCAUCAGAUCACUGACUGUAGGUUUCAAAUUGAGAUGAGCCGUAAUCGUAACGUAAUAGUGGCAACUGGGUUACUAGCAUUUGCUUCUGCAGGCUUAGCAUUUCCUUUUUACAUGGCAUCUUCAAAGAGUAGUCCAGUAAUUGAUUCUUCAAAGCCAUUGCCGCCGCAAGCAACUUUUCGAGGGCCUUAUAUAAACACCGGGUCGCGUGAUAUUGGACCUGAUCAUCGGACUUACCCUAAGAAAUGAAUUCAAGGACGUAACUUGAGAUGAUUUGGUUCAAAAACCAAUAGCAUAGAUGAAGGCAUGGCGGAUUUCAGUUUCAUAUAUGAAUCCGAAACCAUGAACACGUGAGGGCAGCAUUGUUGGGGCUUCUCAGAAAAAAUAUCUCAUAGGUGAUCUCAAGUUCUGAACAUAACAAGGAAGUCAUUUUAGUUCAUUUUCAUUGGAACAUAGUAUUAUCAGUGAGGUAGCUGAAGCUCAAAUGUAAUUGCCUUUGUAACUUUGCGGAUUCUUGUUAGUAGUUAGAGAUGAAAUCUUGAUCGGUCUGGAUUUAUAAAUGCAGUUAUGCACUGUAAUGCUUGCAAUGACUGCUCUCUUUCAAUAUGCAGUGCACUUCACUUCUCAAAUAUGCAGUGCACUUUAUUUC
Messenger RNA from Mercurialis annua (annual mercury), 751 nucleotides. RefSeq lists its product as uncharacterized. Lineage: Eukaryota; Viridiplantae; Streptophyta; Magnoliopsida; Malpighiales; Euphorbiaceae. Bases 139 to 351 code for a protein of 70 amino acids. The transcript has 4 exons. The record is from RefSeq and is a predicted model, not a curated record.